UGAUCAGAGUGAGGUCGCCGGCGUCUCGUGCGCGCCGGGAUUGCGCUCGUAGGGGGAUGGCGUCGUAUACAAUGCCGACGCUGACUGUGCCUUCGGUGUGCGACGCCUACACGUGCAGCCUCGCUCUAGCGUCUGGUCAGCCCCGGCUCCUGGGCGGCGUCGUGAUAGCAAUCUAACAGGCCGGCGGGGCCAUGUCUGGCAUGAGGGCGUUUGCGCGACGCUCAUGUUUUCGCGUCCGUGGAAGCAGGGCCGCCGUCUGCGUGAGACGAUGCUCAGGGCGUGGAGGAGUCGGCACUCGGGUGCAAGGUUGGCUCAUCUGGAUAGCGCUGCCCAGUUCACGUUCACCCUCGCCCUCGCCGUGGCACGGCUGCAGACGGCGCCCCUCGCCCCCUCGCCCAAAAACGUGGCCAUCCUUGCGGGCCUGCGCACUAGCUCCUGGUGCGCCUAUCGUGCAUUAUUCCUCGCGCGCGCUGGCGCUGCCUGGCGCUGGCCGCCGACAGGCCAGAGCCAGAGCCCGUUCGCUGGAGCUAGACACUCCCAGGAACCCCCCGACCACCACCGCGCCCGUCAAAACUCCUGACCUCUCCUUUCAGGGCCCUCCGUGCAACACCACCCCUCUGCCAGCCCUACCCGCCGCCGCUGCUGAGAUAUAAGCACGCAGCGCCCGCCAUCCCCGUUUGCCGCCCUCUCGCCCCCGAUUCGCCUUUGGACCACCUUUGUCCCCGCACCACCACGCCUGGCCGCCUGCGCAGCCCGUCUCCCGCACCCACUCGCUCCCCCCGCUGAUGCAUCCAUAGCGGGCGACAUUCCUGGAGGCCACAGCCAUUGUAGCUUGCAAUGGGUCAGAGCAACGGGAAGCCGGUCGUCUUCACCGACCAAGGUGCGUAGAGCCUGCCUUUCGCUGGG
This is a messenger RNA of Trematosphaeria pertusa, 906 nucleotides long. RefSeq lists its product as uncharacterized. The record is from RefSeq and is a predicted model, not a curated record. The transcript has a single exon. NCBI's taxonomy places the organism in Eukaryota, Fungi, Ascomycota, Dothideomycetes, Pleosporales, Trematosphaeriaceae. Bases 192 to 653 code for a protein of 153 amino acids.